AUGUCCGCGACGUCUCUUGACUUCUUACCACCACCAUCUACCUCUCCCCUCCGUAUGCCCACCGCCGACAGUGCACAGACCUUUCUCGCCGUUCAUGACCUCAGUGCACCGCCACACAAUGGUGCUCGUCCUCGACAACCGUCUGGACCGCCUCCCAUGUCGAUAUGGGCGCCCCAGCCUCAACCGUCAGAGUCGACGUGGCCAAAGACCUUAGAUUCAUUCUCCAGGGUUGUUGAGAAGGAUAAUCAUCAGCAGCCAUUGGGUUCGAAGCAGGUUUCCUCCCAGAUCAGGUCUCCUCCAAGUGCCUGGUCGACAGCGACGACGAAAGAACUUGGUGCUAUUGGUGAUGGGCGCAAAAAGAAUAGCCCCUCGAGUGACUUCGACGACGCACACGUCGAACAGCUGCUUCGUACGCUGGAUCUCAAUUCUCCCGACCCUUUCGCCCAUCAAAAGCCGACCCUGAAUCUCAGCUCCGAGACCACUCCUGGAUCCCCAUAUUUUUCGCCUGCAUCGGUUUCCUCUGCCCUACUCACUCCCACUGACCUCUCUCCUACUAGAUCGUUCGACGUCAAGCAGUGUCAGUCUCCGUACGAGCUUACUACCGGUCCACGGUCUGGCUCGUAUUUUCCCCCGGCGUCCUUGCUAUUCGAACCCAGCUCUCCGACGAGGCUCCAUCACAUCUCGGACACUGGCGCAUUAUCCCAUUCACCAACUUUCAGCUCUGCGCAGAUGCCAAUUACCGGACUUCCCUACCUACAUGCUCCUACCCAACUGCAUUCUUUACCUUACUACUUGAAAUCCUACGACCAUCAUGCUGCCGCUGCCGUCGGUAAUAUCGCCCCUCAGCCUUCAUACUCCAUCUACCAAGCUUCUCCGAUCGACCAGAUUCCCUCGCAUCUCUUCAAUUCUCAGCAGGCUCCAGUUUCACAUCGCCAGGAGACGGCGCCAAAUGUCUGUAUCAGUCGCGGACCCCUCAACUCCGGUGAUUGGAAUAUACCUCGGGCGCCUGUUCAAUCUACGCAACAGAAUUUCUCCGCGCAUUCUGAAUGGAUACGUUCGGAUGAAAAACCGAUGGUAAACGCUCUCGGAAUCAGCUCUGGAGGUGUCGGGAUCGAAGAACACUCCUCUGGACUCCGUUCGUCAUUUUCAUAUCAACAGUCGUCGUCGUCGUCGCCCCAACGCCAGUUAGCUCACGAGCCGAUCAACUUCCUUUCGCUCCUUCACCCUUCGUCUACACCCCCAUACCAUUCGUUUGUGUCUCGGAUCAUCAAGGCAUCAGAUCAGCAAGCCUCUAUUUUCUUGCAGCAGAAAUUGAAAGUAGCUGAUGUCAAUGAGCGCGCAAAGAUUGUAGACGCAAUUUGUGCUCGCGGUUUUGAGAUGAUGGCUCACAGGUUCGGCAAUUGGGCCGUUCAACGCUGCCUUGAGGCGGCCUCGACAGCCGAUGAAAAAAGAAAGAUUGUCGGUUGCAUGAAGGGUCGAAUUGUCGAACUUGCCACCAAUUGCUACGGCUGUCAUGUCCUGCAAAAAGCUCUCGACUGCGAGGAAGAUAUUCGCCUCGCCAUAGUUUCCGAAUUACUUCUUGGUGAUCCCGCUCAGACGCUCGUGAAUAAGCAUGCCAGUCACGUUUGGAGUAAGGUCAUGGAGCUCUCGUGGACUCCUCCCGCGCCACCAAUAUUUGCCUUUGUCAACAAGUCGCUCAAGGGAAAUUGGGCCGCGCUCGCAUGUCAUGAAACUGGCUCUCUCGUUGUUCAGCACGCUUUUGAAAACCUUGAAGACGCCGCUAAAGAUGGCAUCGUCGAUGAGAUCCUCAACCAGGGACCUUCCGUCUUCGGUGACGUUGCAAAGAGCCAAUGGGGUUCUUACUGUAUCCAACACAUCUUGGAGCACGGAUCCGACAAACAUCGUCAACUGACCCUUGACCACCUGGUCUCAGGUCUUCUUGAAUACGCAACGAAUGAACAAGGGUAUAAAUCUGUGACGAAAGGUUUGAAGGAAGGCGGUAAGGACACGCUUGGCAAGGUGGUAAAAAGGAUGUGUGAACCAGCCAAAGGGUAUGAUUUCUUUCGUCUGGAGGUGCUAAUGUUCAUCUCGUAUAGCGCUCGGCGUGCAAUGAUCGUCGACCUAGCUCUCUCAGUAACGGGAAGUCAGUUGAUUGCCAGCGUCUUGCCCAUGGCCGACAAGGACCAGCGCGCUCUGCUUUACGACUGCAUUAGAAGCCAUAUCGUUACCUUGCGUGGGUGCAAAACUGGCUCCAAAGUUAUCUGGUUAUUUGAUCGAAUGCGCGCAUACUAUGGCUACUGA
Molecule: messenger RNA, 2301 nt
Organism: Guyanagaster necrorhizus
Lineage: Eukaryota; Fungi; Basidiomycota; Agaricomycetes; Agaricales; Physalacriaceae
Product: ARM repeat-containing protein
Exons: 12
Coding region: 1-2301 (766 amino acids)
Biological process (GO): post-transcriptional regulation of gene expression
Cellular component (GO): cytoplasm
Molecular function (GO): mRNA 3'-UTR binding
Source: RefSeq, a predicted model, not a curated record